AUGCAAUCCAGAGUGGAAACGAUGAUUGAGCUGUUCCCUAAUAAUAAUGACAUGCAAGACGACGAUGAUGAUCAUCUUGGAAUUAAUAGAAUGUAUUCUUCUUUUGAACAUUUCACUUCAGAAACAGGAAAAAAUUAUUUAUUUGUAAUUUGUAAUGGAUUUAAAACUGCUCAUGUUUGGGAGGUUGAAACAAAUUCCUGCAUUUGCACUUUAACCACCGAUGAAGAUGCAUUGUUUAUUCAUGCGUGUCCAGUCAUUUCAUUUAACAAGUUUUUAAUUUUUCAAUCUGAUGGGUCUGUUCUGCUCUUAACCGUGGAGAGUGAAACCCAUUCACUAGACCCUGUUCAUAUUGAUCAUAAUUGUAAGGACCAUCUUUGUGAAGAAGUGUGCAACAACAUGAAUGAUACUAUUGUUACUCGACAAAUAAUGUUCCAAGAUGACCAUGUAUUACUUGCCAUCAAAACGCCUCCCUUACUAAUGUUAUGUUCGCUGUAUUUUAGAGAAGAAAAUAUUCAAUUGAAUUAUUUAUCUCAUGUAGACAUGGAUAGCAGCCAGCUCAGUAACUUUGAUUUGCUAGGAAACAAGGACGACGACAUUCUGAUCGUUGUGCCAAUGGAUAAGGACUUGUCGAUCAUUCGAGUACAGCGAGAACCAACAAAGACACAACUCCAAAUGGCAAACUCUAUCAAGCUUAUUAGAAAAGGUUCCUCAAUAGAUAAUUGUUUAUUGUUCAACGGAGGUGAUAUCAUUGUUGCCUCAAGCAGUACAGACUCUUCAAUAUUGAGAUUUGAAAUGAAUUAA
This is a messenger RNA of Naegleria fowleri, 801 nucleotides long. RefSeq lists its product as uncharacterized. The coding region runs from base 1 to 801 and encodes 266 amino acids. The transcript has a single exon. Gene Ontology annotation, molecular function: protein binding. The record is from RefSeq and is a predicted model, not a curated record. Lineage: Eukaryota; Heterolobosea; Eutetramitea; Acrasida; Naegleriidae.